AUGUCUGCCCCGGCUUCGACCUUCAAGGUUGCCGACAUCUCGCUGGCUGCCUUUGGCCGCCGCGAGAUUGAACUGGCUGAGAAUGAGAUGCCCGGUCUGAUGGCCACCCGUGCCAAGUACGCUGAGGACCAGCCGCUCAAGGGUGCCCGCAUUGCCGGCUGCCUGCACAUGACCAUCCAGACUGCUGUCCUGAUCGAGACUCUGGUCGCUCUCGGCGCUGAGGUCACCUGGUCGUCUUGCAACAUCUUCUCCACACAGGACCACGCUGCCGCGGCCAUUGCUGCCUCGGGCGUGCCCGUCUUCGCCUGGAAGGGUGAGACCGAGGAGGAGUACAACUGGUGCCUGCAGCAGCAGCUCAUUGCCUUCAAGGACAACCAGAAGCUGAACCUGAUCCUGGACGACGGCGGUGACCUGACCCAGCUGGUGCACGACAAGUACCCCGAGAUGCUCGAGGGCUGCUUCGGUCUGUCUGAGGAGACCACCACGGGCGUUCACCACCUGUACCGCAUGCUCAAGAACAACAAGCUGUUGGUGCCCGCCAUCAACGUCAACGACUCCGUCACCAAGUCCAAGUUCGACAACCUGUACGGCUGCCGUGAGUCCCUGGUCGACGGCAUCAAGCGUGCCACCGACGUCAUGAUUGCCGGCAAGAUUGCCGUCGUUGCCGGAUACGGCGACGUCGGUAAGGGCUGCGCCCUGGCUCUGCACGGCAUGGGUGCCCGUGUGCUGGUCACCGAGGUUGACCCCAUCAACGCUCUGCAGGCCGCUAUGGCUGGCUUCCAGGUCACCACCAUGGAGAAGGCUGCCCCCAUCGGUCAGAUCUUCGUGACGACCACCGGCUGCCGCGACAUCCUGGUUGGCAAGCACUUCGAGGCCAUGCCCAACGACGCCAUUGUCUGCAACAUUGGCCACUUCGACGUUGAGAUUGACGUUGCUUGGCUCAAGGCCAACGCCGCGAGCCACACCAACAUCAAGCCUCAGGUCGACCGCUUCACCAUGAAGAGCGGCCGCAACCUGAUCCUGCUGGCUGAGGGCCGUCUGGUCAACCUGGGCUGUGCCACUGGUCACUCUUCGUUUGUCAUGUCGUGCUCGUUCACCAACCAGGUUCUGGCCCAGAUCCUGCUGUUCAAGAACAAGGACGCCGCUUUCUCCAAGAAGUACGUUGAGUUCGCCAAGACUGGCGCUCUCGAGAACAAGGUCUACGUCCUGCCGAAGAUCCUCGACGAGGAGGUCGCCAAGCUGCACCUGAGCCACGUCAACGCCGAGCUGAGCUCCCUGACGCCGGUGCAGGCCGAGUAUCUCGGUCUGCCCAUUGAGGGCCCUUUCAAGUCCGACAUGUACCGCUACUAA
This is a messenger RNA of Grosmannia clavigera kw1407, 1350 nucleotides long. RefSeq names its product adenosylhomocysteinase. Gene Ontology annotation, molecular function: adenosylhomocysteinase activity. Gene Ontology annotation, biological process: L-methionine cycle. The record is from RefSeq and is a predicted model, not a curated record. The coding region runs from base 1 to 1350 and encodes 449 amino acids. The transcript is spliced from 3 exons. Lineage: Eukaryota; Fungi; Ascomycota; Sordariomycetes; Ophiostomatales; Ophiostomataceae. Gene Ontology annotation, cellular component: cytosol.